Dreissena polymorpha is the source of this 4407-nucleotide messenger RNA. RefSeq names its product C-1-tetrahydrofolate synthase, cytoplasmic-like. The record is from RefSeq and is a predicted model, not a curated record. Gene Ontology annotation, cellular component: cytosol. Lineage: Eukaryota; Metazoa; Mollusca; Bivalvia; Myida; Dreissenidae. Bases 124 to 2928 code for a protein of 934 amino acids. Gene Ontology annotation, molecular function: formate-tetrahydrofolate ligase activity; methenyltetrahydrofolate cyclohydrolase activity; ATP binding. Gene Ontology annotation, biological process: tetrahydrofolate interconversion. The transcript has 22 exons.
UUUUUGACAGUUGGUUCGACAUGGGCGCUGCCAUCUUGUGUUAACCUUGGUUUUUCCUCGUGUUAUCAGUCCUACUGGUGGAGCCGCAGGUCCCGUGAGAACGUUGAGGAAACAUUCAUAAGGAUGGCACAAAUACUAAGCGGAAAGGAUGUGUCAGAAGAGAUUCGUGACAAAAUCAAGCAAGAGAUAUUGGAGAUACAAGGGCAGUUUCCAAGCUUCAAACCUGGACUAGCCAUCGUGCAGGUGGGUGGCAGAGAAGACUCGACCGUUUAUAUCGGCCAGAAACUGAAGAAUGCUGCCGAGGUGGGAGUGAAUGCCAGACAUGUGCUGCUGCCAAACACGGCCACACAACAAGAUAUUAUAAAGACUGUUGAACGUUUGAAUUUAGAUCCAACUGUUCAUGGCAUCAUUGUUCAGUUGCCAUUGGAUACGAGCAGCCCUGUUGACACCCAUCUGGUGACCAACUCCAUCAGGCCUGACAAAGAUGUGGACGGGUUGCACCAGGUGAAUGCUGGGAAGCUAGCGAGGGGAGACCUGGAGGACUGUAUCCUGCCGUGUACGCCUAGGGGAUGUCUGGAACUCAUCCUGAAAACUGGUAUCGACAUAGCAGGGAAGAUGGCUGUGGUGAUCGGACGCAGCAAGAUAGUUGGAGCCCCCAUGUCCAACCUGCUCACCUGGCACCAUGCCACGGUCACUGUGUGCCACUCCAGGACUGUCAACCUUGCAGAUGUGGCUCGUCAGGCAGACAUACUAGUGGUGGCCAUAGGGAAGUCACAGUUGGUACAAAAGGACUGGGUUAAGCCAGGCGCUGUUGUCAUCGACUGUGGAAUCAACACAAUUGAAGAUGCCUCAAGAAAGACAGGCAAGCGCCUGGUGGGGGACGUCGACUAUGAAGGGGUGAAAGAUGUUGCCUCCUGGCUCACUCCUGUGCCAGGCGGAGUGGGACCGAUGACGGUAGCCAUGUUGCUUAGAAACACACUUGAUCAGGCGAAAAAGGCUCUCAACAGGGCUAAGACUGCAAGUGGAUGGAGUCUGCAGCUCCUGAAGCUGAACUUAAAAACCCCAGUUCCUAGUGACAUUGAGAUCGCCCAGUCACAGACCCCCAAGAUGAUCAGUGAGCUUGCAGAGGAGAUAAAUCUGCUGCAGGAGGAAGUCGACCUUUAUGGGAAGUUGAAGGCAAAGGUCUCGCUGAAGGUGCUGGAUCGUCUGCAGAGUCAGCCGGACGGCAAAUACGUGGUUGUUACUGGGAUCACACCUACUCCCCUGGGUGAAGGAAAGAGCACAACCACUAUUGGUUUGACCCAGGCUUUAGGUGCCCACUUGAUGCGGAAUGUUUUUGCCUGCGUACGACAACCUUCCCAGGGACCAACAUUUGGAAUUAAGGGAGGGGCAGCGGGUGGAGGCUACUCUCAGGUGAUUCCUAUGGAAGAGUUCAAUCUCCACCUGACGGGUGACAUUCACGCCAUCACCGCGGCUAACAACCUUCUGGCUGCCCAGAUUGAGGCCCGCAUGUUCCACGAGGCUACACAGACAGACGAGGCCCUGUACAAGAGGCUGGUACCCACAUCCAAAGGAAAGCGCGAGUUCUCAACCAUCCAGCUGAGACGACUUAAGAAACUGGGUAUUGACAAGACGGACCCUAAUUCGCUGACUGCUGAGGAGGUCAGCUCCUUUGUUAGACUGGACAUCAAUCGCGAGACUAUCACCUGGCAGCGAGUGAUGGAUACUAAUGAUCGAUUCCUGCGUAAGAUCAUAGUGGGUGAGGGGAAGGAGGAGAAGGGCCAUUCCCGUGUGUGUCAGUUCGACAUCGCGGUGUCUAGCGAGAUCAUGGCCAUCCUUGCACUGACCACCAGUCUGCAGGACAUGAGAGAGAGACUGGGCAACAUGGUUGUGGCCAGCAGCAAGGCUGGUGUGCCUGUCACUGCUGACGAUCUCGGCAUCACUGGAGCUCUGACUGUCUUGAUGAAGGACGCCAUACGACCAAACCUCAUGCAGACACUUGAGGGCACCCCAGUGUUUGUGCAUGCAGGCCCAUUUGCCAACAUUGCUCAUGGCAACUCGUCCAUACUGGCUGAUAAAAUAGCGCUGAAGCUGGUCGGCAAGGAUGGUUUUGUGGUGACUGAGGCAGGGUUUGGUGCAGACAUUGGUAUGGAGAAGUUCUUCAACAUCAAGUGCCGCUACUCGGGACUUGUCCCUAACGCAGUGGUUCUUGUGGCAACCAUUCGGGCCCUGAAGAUGCAUGGUGGGGGACCCACGGUGGUUGCUGGGGUGCCUUUGCCAAAAGAAUACACACAGGAGAAUGUAGAGCUUCUAGAGAAAGGCUUCGAGAACCUCCAGAAACAGAUCGAGAAUGCCAACAAGUUUGGCGUGCCAGUUGUUGUGGCGAUAAAUGGAUUUGCUUCAGACACCCAGGCAGAGAAGGAGCUGGUUCAAAAGCUGGCUCGCCAGAACGGGGCCUUUGAUGCGAUCAUCUGCAACCACUGGGCAGAGGGGGGUCGGGGAGCAGGGGACCUGGCGCAGGCUGUGGAGCGUGCAUGCAGUCAGCCCAGCAACUUCAAGUUCCUCUACGACGUCUCUCUACCAAUUGAGGAAAAGAUCAGGAUCAUUGCUCAAGAAAUCUACGGAGCAGACGGCAUCGAGCUCUCACCAGAGGCAAAGGAGCAGAUUGAACGAUACAAGAAACAGGGAUUCAACGACCUGCCCAUAUGCAUGGCAAAGACCCACCUGUCUCUGUCCCACGACCCCACCCGCAAGGGGCGCCCCACGGGGUUCACACUCCCCAUCAGAGAGGCCAGGGCCAGCAUAGGGGCCGGCUUCAUUUACCCACUGGUGGGAACGAUGAGCACCAUGCCUGGAUUACCCACAAGGCCUUGUUUCUACGACAUCGACAUUGACCCAGAUACAGAGGAAAUUGUAGGGUUGUCAUAACAACCAUGUAAUAGAGGUCAUUGCAUGACCAGGUACCUCAUGUGGUGUUGGGUGUUACAUAAUGGUCCAAUGUGCAUUUUUAUGACUCUUUUUUAUGAAUAAUGUUUUGACAUAGUGUGUUAAUCAGAUUUUGUUGCCAUCUGAUGAGUUGUUAAUGAACAUUUUGGUGUUGUAUCUAAGAUUGUUCAAUUGCCUCUGGUGUUUUUUUACAUAUCCAAAAUUUAAAAUUUUCAGUAUUCUGUUUUGAAAGGCUCUAUCUUAUAUGAAAUUAUAAAAUGUGGGUCACUGUUAAUUAUGUUUGGAUAGUAAAUUUUUUAAUAUAUAAAUAUUUACAAAUGACCAUUUUGGCAGUACUAGGGUAAAACGGGGAUGGUGUUAAAAAUGUGUGUACAAUAAAUAAAUAUUGAUCCGUGCGCUUAAUAUUUAGUCUAAUAAACAAGCUAAAAUUAUUAUAUUCACCUGAUAAAAAGGAAACACGAAACAGGCUUUAAGGAUAAUUACAAGUUGACCAAUCCUAUUAUGUUUGUCAUUUUGUUGUCAUGUACUCCUUUCAGACAUACGAUACAAAAAGAUUUGUUUUGUUGUUUAUGAUACACAAAAGUGCUUGAAAUUUUAAUACAGUAAAGACAACAAAAAUAUAUCAGCAUAAAAUAUAUAUAAAGAUAUUGAAAGGUAAAUGUGCUUUCUUUUUUGCUGAAGCAAUUUUUAAAAAAAGAGGUAAUUGUCAGAAAAUACAGCACACACAUUGGUCAUUUAACAGUAUUUUCGACAUAUUUCAAUAAAUAUUGAUCAACACUAUACAUGAUACAAUUGAAUGUAUCUUCUAAGAGUAAGAGAUAAUAAAUUGCAUGCUCAUAACAACUUUUUGAUGAUAAAUAAUGGGGAAAAAAAAUUCAUUAUAUCACCCAUCUGUUAAAAAACUGUGUGUGUGCAUAAUAUAGUUAUUUUUCACUUUCAAGGUUAUAAUGUAUGUACAUGAUAACAGCAAAUUAAUUAUUAAAUCAACAAUCAACAUAUUUUUUUUAUAAAAAAUAUUAUGUAUAACGUUUAACUCCUUAAAUCAAACAAAUAAAAAUCAAACAUUGUGACAGUUGCCAUAUAUGGUGAGUGAUUUUUUUCUCCACACACGUACUGAAAGAUAACUUGUACAAUGAACCGUAAAUUUAAUUUUGUAUACCUUGAUCAAGGAAUUAGGUUAUGUUUUUUUAUUGUAACCAGCAUUUAUAUCUUUUACAAUUAAAUCAUAUUUAAACAUACAAUAUAAUGUAUGAUGUUUGUGGGGGUUUGCAAACAAACAUAAAAUAAGUAUUAAUACUAAUGACAUAGAGUGCUAGGUUAAGGUUAUAUUUAAUUGUAUUUAGCUCUAUUAUCACUUGUUAAUAGUUUGUUCUUGCCAGUAUGUUAUGUGGACGAUUUGUAUUCUUUGUUAAAAAUGUAUAGUUAUGGUACAAUAUAGAAUAAAAGAAUGAAAAAAAUGGA